Molecule: messenger RNA, 909 nt
Organism: Colletotrichum karsti
Lineage: Eukaryota; Fungi; Ascomycota; Sordariomycetes; Glomerellales; Glomerellaceae
Product: 5 3 -nucleotidase family protein
Exons: 2
Coding region: 1-909 (302 amino acids)
Molecular function (GO): nucleotidase activity
Source: RefSeq, a predicted model, not a curated record
AUGCGCGCCUCUACCACCUUCGCCCUGCUCGCGCAGGCCCUCGCCGUCCAGAGCAUCCGCAUCAUUCAAUCCAACGAUGAUGGCUGGGCCGAGCUCUACGCUCGCUCCUUCAACGACGCCAUGAAGGCUUCCGGCCACGACGUCCUCCUCUCCGCCCCGGCCGAGAACAAGUCCGGCUCCGGCUCCCGCGACGAGGAACCCGCCGCCCGCACCGCCGCCUGCCAGUACGACAGCUGCCCGGCCAACAGCGGCCCCGUCGGCGUCAACGAGACGCGGACCGACCUGCGCUGGGUCAACUCGUACCCCGUGACCUCCAUGCGCUACGGCAUCGAGCAGUUCGCCGCCGAGCAGUGGAACGGCCAGGCGCCCGAGCUCGCCGUCUCGGGCCCCAACGUCGGCUCGAACCUCUGGCUCUCCGUCCUCGUCUCCGGCACCGUCGGCACCGCCGUCUACGCCUCGGGCACCAAGGGCAUCCCGGCCAUCGCCUUCUCGGGCGCCUCCUCCGGCACCCUCGCGUGGAACACGACCCCCGUCCCGGCCCGCAGCGCCGUCUACGGCGAGCUCGCGAACCGCCUCGUCUCCAAGAUCGUCAGCGGCGGCGCGCCCUACCUCCCCGAGAAGGUCUGGCUCAACGUCAACUUCCCCGAGGUCACGGACACCAAGUGCAACAACCCCGACGAGUUCAAGUGGGUGCUGAGCAGGAUCAACCCCGCCAUCUUCUCCGGCCCCGACGUCAGCACUUGCGGAGCCAAGGAGAGACUCCCCGAGGAGAACAAGGUCGUCGGUACUUCUUCCGGAUGCUACAUCUCCAUCAGCGUCGGCGACUCGAAUGACAAGACGACUGCCCCCAAGGAGAAGCAGCAGCCCGUUCUCGACAGGCUUGGAAGCUUCCUGUCCUGCUUGCCGUAA